Colletes gigas is the source of this 4965-nucleotide messenger RNA. It is a transcript of the gene Mp, whose product is annotated as collagen alpha-1(XVIII) chain. Bases 377 to 3778 code for a protein of 1133 amino acids. The record is from RefSeq and is a predicted model, not a curated record. NCBI's taxonomy places the organism in Eukaryota, Metazoa, Arthropoda, Insecta, Hymenoptera, Colletidae. The transcript has 22 exons.
GGCGAUUGGGCUGUCAGACGCGUGUCGAGUAGCGUGUAAAAACCGGGCUCGGAUAGCGAGAUCGUCGCCUCGAUACCGGAAGUACGUUGACCUUCACGAGUGACCUUGGAAAUUGGCGCCACCGUCGGCCCCUUUGACUGGACAUCGAAAAUCGAGCGGCUACCCCGAGCAGGGCUCCGCGUUUCCUCCUCGGAGUUCGAUCGCCGAUCCGAGAUCGGUGGACGUUGUUCCGGUGAUCGCGAGUGAAGUUUUACUCCGGGUGUUCUGUCGGGUUCUGUAACUGUCGCGUCGGUGGGAUACGAGGAGCGACUGGUUUCGAGGGAGGAACGCCGUGGAGAAGCUUAACCACCUGUCAAAGCCGAUGGAGUGACCCAACAUGCGGCCUAAAUUGCAAUUGGUGAUAUUCGCCGCGUUCUGUGCAACGUACGCCAACGCGGAUUUCUUCGGCGAGAAGAAAGAACUGGUCUAUGAUUUACUGCAGGCAUCCGUGGCAUCGACAGACGACAAUAAUUUGUACAUCGACGAUGCUCUCGAUGGAUUUCCGGCUUUCGGUUUCCGACCUGGCUCCGAAGUUAAACAACCCUAUCGAUUAUAUCUCCCGGAAAAAUUGCCAGCCGAGUUUACUCUGGUGGCAACUUUGAAGCCAAUGUCCUUCAGAACCAGUUAUCUGUUUGCAGUUCUCAAUCCCUUCGAAACUGUUGUGCAAUUAGGCAUUCGAAUUUCGGACGGGCCGGGAACCAAUCAAAACGUGUCGUUGAUUUACACGAACUCCGAUCAGAAUUCGCAUUCGGAGGAAGUAGCGAAAUUCACUGUGCCGAAGCUAACAAAGAAAUGGUCGAAGAUCGUUAUCAGAGUUUCUCUCACCGAGGUCACUUUAUACCUUAAUUGCCACGAAAUGGCCAAACAAAGAGUGACCAGAAUGCCUCCGGAAUUAGUGUUCGAUACCGCCAGCACGCUCUACAUCGCUCAAGCUGGACCGCAUAUUCAAGAGAAAUACGACGGUCUACUGCAAACGUUGAAGCUCUAUUCCGGACAUCCGGCGGAUUUGGUAAAGUGCACAGCCGACUUCAAUUUCGAUGCGGAGGAGGACCUUGGCUCGGGCGAUCUUGAUCCCGAGCUGAUCGACGGUUCGGGGAAUAUUGACAUUAAUAAGAUAGACAUCGGACGAGACGAUGACGAAGACAGAAGCGAGGAAAGCAAUCCACCGCCAUUCAUCACACCUCCUCCUCCCAAUCCGGACUACAAAGGGCCGAAAGGCGAUAAAGGUGAUAAAGGAGACAAGGGGGAAAGCGUCAGAGGACCCCCAGGGCCUCCAGGUCCACCAGGACAGGACGAGGGUCCGCAAGGGGAGAAAGGAGAGCCUGGCACGUGCGCCUGCAACGCAACAGCCCUGAUGGCGUCCUUUACGAUGCCAAAGAUGAUCCAGGGACCGAAAGGAGAACAAGGAGUACCGGGUCAAGAGGGGAAACAAGGGCAAAUGGGGCUGACGGGCGCAGCAGGACCGCCGGGAGAGAGAGGACUCGAAGGACCUCAUGGUGCUAAAGGCGAUAAAGGAGACGUGGGCGUGCAGGGACCGGAAGGUCCCCAAGGACAAAAAGGUGAACCGGGUCGUGACGGAAUACCGGGGGAAAAAGGCGCCCAAGGACCUCCAGGACCGCCGGGAAAGGACGAAUACUCUAGCUACAAUCUCAGUUGGGGACGCCGGGGAGCUUACAGGAUGGAUGAAAUCACGAUGAGGCCAGGGCUGCCAGGACAGAAGGGCGAGGCAGGCAUUCCAGGGAAUCCAGGACAGAAAGGGGAGUCGGGAAUCGUGGGUGCCAAAGGAAACAGGGGCGAAUCGGGACACAAGGGCGUUAAAGGCGAUCACGGGAAAGAAGGGCCGCGAGGAAUUCAGGGAUUCAAAGGUGAACCCGGGGCUCCUGGAACGCCGGGGCUACCUGGGGCUCCGGGUGAGAACGGAAGGCCGGCUGAGAAGGGCGACAAGGGCGACACGGGACCGGAAGGGAAACUAGGUCCUCCGGGACCACCAGGACCACCAGGCGUGUCCGGCGUCACUGGACCUGGGGCAAUAAACGUUGGGGAAUCAGUAUUAGGAGAGAAAGGUGACAGGGGCGAGAUGGGUCCGCGCGGGCAUAAAGGAGAUAAGGGCACCAAAGGGGAGAAAGGAGAUAAAGGUAACUCAGGACCAGCCGGGAUUCCCGGUGUGAACGGCAUUCAAGGACCCCAAGGCAACAAAGGAGAGCCAGGCAAAGAUGGAGACGCCGGCGCGCCAGGAGUCGGUGGUUCAAAGGGCGAUAAAGGCGAGAGAGGACCGCCAGGAGCCACGGCUAUAGCGAGCUCCGGUGACUACAUUACUAUCAAGGGUGAGAAGGGCACGGCGGGCAAGAGGGGUACCAAAGGACAUCGAGGACCACCUGGUCCCGCUGGACCACCUGGAAAACCGGGAAUUAUGGGAGAAAUUGGGUUACCCGGAUGGAUGGGCCGCCCUGGAAAUCCUGGACUACCCGGACCUGUUGGACCAGGAGGACCCAAGGGGGAAAAAGGUGAACCCGGAACACCGGGUCCUUACGGAGUUUCCGUUGGUGCCUUGAACAAUGUUCAGAUAAAAGGCGAUAAAGGAGACGAAGGUUUCCCUGGGAUUCCUGGACAAGCUGGAAGGGACGGCCAAAGAGGACCUCCAGGACCACCUGGACCACCGUCUCAAGGAAACUAUAUUCCAGUCCCAGGCCCCCCAGGGCCCCCUGGACCACCAGGACCGCCAGGAAUGCUAGGUGGACAGAAAGAAGAGUCAGGAUCAAGUAGAAGCCAUAUAUUUGGCGAGAAGGACUAUUACGGAAUCAGACAAGGUUCCGCGACCGUGGCAACGAGAGGUCCUUUGGAGAGCACGACGAAGAUCGUACCUGGAGCAGUGACUUUCCAAAACACCGAAGCCAUGACAAAAAUGUCCGCUGUAAGUCCGGUUGGAACAUUGGCGUACAUCAUAGACGAACAGGCGCUUCUCGUUAGAGUGAACAAUGGCUGGCAAUACAUUGCAUUGGGAUCUCUUUUAUCAAUAACUACUCCAGCACCGCCGACCACGUCGCCACCUCCAGCAAACCCACCUUUUGAGGCUUCCAACCUGAUCAACCAGAUACCUGUAAAAGCAGAUGGAACGGGGUGGUAUCCACGAAUGUUACGAAUGGCUGCUCUGAACGAACCGUUUACCGGAGACAUGCACGGCGUACGAGGAGCUGACUAUGCCUGUUAUCGACAAGCAAAGCGAGCUGGCUUGAGGGGAACGUUCCGUGCAUUCCUCAGCUCCAGGGUUCAAAACGUCGACAGCAUCGUGAGACUCGGGGACAGAGACCUCCCUAUCGUUAACAUAAAGGGAGACGUCCUCUUCAACUCUUGGAAGGAAAUGUUCAACGGAAACGGAGCGUACUUCUCUCAGAACCCUAGAAUUUACAGUUUCAAUGGGAAGAACAUCCUCAGUGAUUUUGCAUGGCCAGAAAAGGUGGCUUGGCACGGCUCGCACAAAUUAGGAGACCGCGCGAUGGACACGUACUGCGACGCCUGGCAUUCGAGCAAUUCUGAUCGUUACGGAUUAGGAUCGCCCCUAACGGGGGGUCGUCUCUUGGAGCAAGUUCGUUAUUCGUGCGACAACAAGUUCGCUCUGCUCUGCAUAGAAGUGACCAGCGAGAUUACAAGAAGAAGGCGGAGCGUCGAAGUUACGGAGGACGCGGAGGAAAUGUCGGAGAACGAUUACAAGGAGUACUUGGACGCUCUGAUGGACAACUAAUCGCGCCCGACGAACAGAAUAUCAAGCAAAAUAAAACCAAUUCGCUCGUCGUUGUAUACAUAGAAACCGAGAUGGGGACCGUUGAUCGUCACCGUUCGAUGGACGAGAAUUCGAAGAAAAGACGUCGAGGACGUGGUCUAUCGAAACGGUGACCAUCUCGUUUCUAAAACCGCGAAACUCUAUCUCUAACUCCAAAGGUUAUAAAACCCAUAUCGCGAGUCAUUAGCCAGCGCUUUACACGAAUUUCCGUUCUCUUUUUAAGAAAUAAGACUGAUCGUCUAGACAUCGUUCAUCAGUGUGUCAUAUCGAUUGCCUGUACUUUUUGAUCCGUCGCUUAUCGGAGCGGUCGGAAUAAUUCGAUAUAGUAUUCCAUCGGCGAGCAACGCGAACUCGACGUCGUUAAGAGUUCCCUACAUCACGAUAAACGUCCAGUACUUAGAUCGCUACUACGAGAGGAGAUUCUUAAAGGCGUGACGAGAUAUGCCCGUACCCAAGUCAUAAUUUACUGUUAAGAGAUAAAAAAAAAAUAAAAUGGAAAAAAAAAAACAUACUUAAAACUAACAGCUGCCCUACGACCUAAAUAAAACGAACAUCGUAUUCGCGAUCGAAUUGCAUUUACAAUUUAGCCAAUACAUAUGAGCGUGUAUGUUAGAUGUAAGGAAACAAGUUGAUUAACGAGGAUUCCGCAAGACCAUUAAGUUUCUCGAAAUCCGGAAUCCAGAUUUAUGCUCCGUGUACGAUUAUCCGCAAUCUGUGCGAGCCGAUGCACGUGUUGUCGUUCGAAUGCCAGACAGAACCCGUGAACGGACCGUUAGAAAUUGGCCUAACAGUUGCGACAGUCGAUAAAAGCUUUCGAAAUUACUAGCGUAUACGUAGCAAUAUUUUAUAACUGAUAGUUCGCUCGGGAACGUUACCACUCUGCGAGCUGUUUCGCGGUCUAAUCGUCGUAAACUUUUGCUUUACAUCGAGCAUAAAUCGAAUCUAAGUCAGUGUCUAUAAUUCGAAGAUACGAUAUCACUAACAUUAAACUAAUUUAUUACGAUUAAAUACAGAAAUGGUCGAUCUAUAUCUUUAGGUUGUCAGCGUGCUUGUUGGCGAAUAUUUCGUACCGGAAGAUUGUCCCUUGAUGUCGUACGUAGAUCUUGACAUCCCUAUGUGAAACCAACCGUUCUUCGAUAUAGUUUGCA